Molecule: messenger RNA, 2581 nt
Organism: Protopterus annectens (West African lungfish)
Lineage: Eukaryota; Metazoa; Chordata; Ceratodontiformes; Protopteridae
Gene: GUF1
Product: GTP binding elongation factor GUF1
Exons: 17
Coding region: 398-2455 (685 amino acids)
Biological process (GO): positive regulation of translation
Cellular component (GO): mitochondrion
Molecular function (GO): GTP binding; GTPase activity; mitochondrial ribosome binding
Source: RefSeq, a predicted model, not a curated record
GGAGCGUAGGUUGGACCUUGAAAAUUUUGAUCUUGAGUUGACCUCUAACCCUUCACAUUUUAACAUGGCAGCGACCAUAUGUAAAUACAGAACUAUAGUUGAGCUACAUAUGCAUAGGAUAUAAAUGUGUAUGUCAAAUGACAGGUUGUGAGGAGUGCGUUUAUAAUGGCAAAACUCUAAACAGUUGUAGUCUUGCAUAAUAUGCAAGACAUUAUUUAGCAAUCUUUCGUAAUUUAACAGGUAUUUAGCUUGGGAAUGCAUUUGAUGCAAUUAUAUGGCUUCUGAAGUGGUUUUCAAGUGACUAAAACUUUUGCAUUCAGUUAUGGAGUUUAGCAUUAGGUAACUUGAAAUGUAAGAAAGAAGUACAAAUGUAUACCGUUGUAUUUUGAGAUCUGAAAUGCACUGUUUGACAGUCGCAUAUUGCAGAGGUAUGUUUCUAGCUACAUUUCGAGGAUCCUUGGCAUCUCUGAUGAGACUUAAGCUGGAGAUGCAAAGACUGAAGCGUAUGACUGUUGUCAGUUGGGCUUUGCGGAUUCAGUAUGGAUUACAACGCAUGGGGCCUUCAUUUAACAAUUAUUUGUCGAGGAGUUACAGUUCUCAUUCCCAACAGGAGAAGGUGGAUAUGUCCAGAUUCCCAGUGGAAAACAUUCGGAACUUCAGCAUCAUUGCACAUAUAGACCACGGAAAGAGCACCCUUGCAGACAGAUUACUUGAAAUGACUGGAGCAAUUGAUAAAAGUCACUCUAACAAGCAAGUACUGGAUAAGCUACAAGUGGAACGGGAACGAGGAAUCACUGUUAAAGCUCAGACAGCAUCACUGUUUUAUUCUCAUGAAGGCAAAACAUACCUUUUAAAUCUUAUUGACACACCAGGUCAUGUGGAUUUUAGUUAUGAAGUGUCAAGAUCGCUUUCAGCUUGCCAAGGAGUCGUUCUUGUUGUAGAUGCUAAUGAGGGCAUUCAAGCGCAGACGGUAGCCAACUUUUUCCUUGCCUUUGAAGCACAACUUACUAUCAUUCCUGUUAUAAAUAAGAUUGACUUGAAGAAUGCAGACCCUGACAGAGUGGAAAAACAAAUUGAGAGAAUAUUUGACAUUCCCAAGGAGGAAUGCAUUCGGGUCUCAGCUAAGCUAGGAACAAAUGUUGAGCAAGUCCUUCAGACAAUUGUUGAAAAGAUUCCUCCGCCAAGAGCGGAUUCUGCUGACCACUUGAAAGCUCUAGUUUUUGACUCCACCUUUGAUCACUACAGAGGAGUAAUAGCCUUUGUGGCACUGUUUGGAGGACAUGUUGGAAAAGGAGACAAGGUCAUGUCAGCUCACACAUUGAAGACGUAUGAAGUUAAUAACGUUGGCAUUCUUAGGCCUGAUGAACUUGCUACUGAUAAACUGUAUGCGGGACAAGUGGGCUAUCUUAUAGCUGGAAUGAAAGCAGUGAAGGAAGCUCAGAUAGGUGACACACUGCAUUUACAAGAGCAGCCUGUCAAGCCUUUGCCUGGGUUCAAACCAGCAAAACCCAUGGUAUUUGCAGGGAUGUAUCCAGUAGACCAGUCUGAGUAUAAUAACCUUCGAAGUGCUGUGGAAAAGUUGACUUUGAAUGACUCCAGUGUUACAGUUCACCGAGACAGCAGCCCAGCACUGGGAGCUGGCUGGAGACUGGGCUUUUUGGGUCUUCUGCACAUGGAGGUGUUUAAUCAACGUCUAGAACAAGAGUACAAUGCAGCUGUUAUUCUCACUGUACCAACUGUGCCGUACAAGGUGAUUUUGUCUUCCCCAAAGCUAAUUAAGGAAUAUGGCACAGAAGAGAUAACUAUCCUUAAUCCAACACAAUUUCCUGAUAAGUCUCAUGUGGUCGAAUAUUUGGAGCCAGUGGUUCUUGGUACCGUUAUCACACCAGGCGAUUAUAUUGGGAGAAUAAUGUCACUCUGCCAGGAUCGAAGGGCAGAACAAAAGAGCAUGGUUUACAUUGAUGAUGACAGAGUUAUGCUGAAAUAUCUCUUUCCACUAAAUGAAAUUGUCGUUGACUUUUAUGACAGUUUGAAAUCUCUCUCAUCUGGAUAUGCAAGUUUUGAUUAUGAAGAUGCCGGAUAUGAACCAGCAGACCUUGUUAAAAUGGAUUUCUUGCUAAAUGGCUGCAAAGUAGAAGAGCUUACAACAAUAGUACACAAGCAGAAAGCACACUUUAUUGGAAAAGUAAUAUGUGAAAGGUUGAAGGAUUCCAUUCCUAGACAGCUGUUUGAAAUUGCAGUUCAGGCAGCCAUAGGCAGCAAAAUCAUAGCCAGGGAAAACAUCAAAGCUUAUAGAAAAAAUGUCCUGGCAAAGUGUUAUGGUGGAGAUAUAACUCGGAAAAUGAAACUUUUAAAGAGGCAAGCUGAAGGGAAAAAAAAAAUGAGAAAGAUCGGUAACGUGGAAGUACCAAAAGAUGUGUUUAUUAAUGUUUUAAAAAGACAAAAAGAUAGGUGAAAGACAACAUUCAAAGAAAACUUGAUUUUAAAAUACUUUAAAUUAUGUAAACUUUUGUAUAUUGUUUCAAGAGCUGUGCUGUGAUGUAAAAGAUUUUUAUACAUUAAAACAUAUUUCAAAAAAAGA